Ylistrum balloti is the source of this 3494-nucleotide messenger RNA. RefSeq names its product ras-related protein Rab-31-like. The transcript is spliced from 7 exons. Gene Ontology annotation, molecular function: GTPase activity; GTP binding. Lineage: Eukaryota; Metazoa; Mollusca; Bivalvia; Pectinida; Pectinidae. Bases 84 to 740 code for a protein of 218 amino acids. The record is from RefSeq and is a predicted model, not a curated record.
GCUUUGAAGGAUCUACUUGCUAUCAAUUAACCAUAGAGUCUAGAUAAAUAUCUUUUUCUCUUAUAGUCUUUUCAUCCUUGAAGAUGAAAUCAAUUGAGGCCAAAGUCGUUGUUCUCGGAUCGCAGGGUGUGGGGAAGACCAGUGUGGUGAUUCGCUAUGUUGGAGGAAUGUUUAGUAAGGCUGUCAGUCCCACUAUAGGAGCCUCAUUCUUCACCUAUAAGAUGACACUAAAUAACUACAGGAUAAAACUCCAGGUUUGGGAUACAGCAGGACAGGAGAGAUUCAGGUCUAUGGCACCAAUGUACUACAGAAAGGCAAACGCUGCCAUGUUAAUCUAUGACCUGACAUCAGCUGAUAGUUUUUACGACAUCAAGGACUGGGUGAGCGAGUUGAAGAAGAACGUAGACACACCUAUAGUAAUGUGUUUAGUGGGCAACAAAUGUGAUCUGACUGACAACCGUGAGGUCACAACCAGUGAAGCGGAGGAAUAUGCCUCAAACAUUGGUGCACUCAACCAUGAAACAUCUGCCCUUAAAAACACAGGUAUAGACGAGGCCUUCCUUCAGGUGGCACAGCAGCUGAUCAAACUGUACGAGACCUCACCAAAUUCUGGCCUUCAUACAGUGGAUACAGCUACAAACCAAUCCACUACAGCUCCACAUCCUGCAGACACUGGAGAGGCAUUCCGUCUUUCCUCCCAAGCCACACCCCCUAGUGAAGGUUCAGGCUGUUCCUGCUGAUGGUGUGUCUGAUAGGAUUUUAAUUAAUUAUUGUGUCAUUGCUAGGGACUACAGAUUUUUGUCUGAAUUGUGUGAAUUAGAAUUUAGUGAAUAUGUUUUGGUAAAUAUUUACAGAUAUCCGAUACGUAAUAAGAAGUGUUGUUGAUCUGUCUGAUCAAUCCAAUAUUAUGGUAAAAGUUUAGAAUUUGACAUCUUCAUUUAAUAAAUAAAUUAUGAAGUAAAUUUAGAUAACUCAUAAAUCUUCAGUAAAAGGUUGAUGGAUUAAAAAACUGUUAAUGAAAUCUUUGUUAGGAAGGGCAGAUAAUUGUGUUAUUCAAUUUAAUAUAAACUAAAUGCAGGCAAUGCCUGGGGAGAAAUAGAUUCAGAAUUUUAUAUUCUGUUACUUCACAGGAAACACUAUCCAUCAGAGUUCAUGAAUAUUUCACAGGAACUCUGACAUCACUUAUUUUCAUAAAGGUUACCUGAGGUCAAUGAAGGUCAUGAAAGUUCAUCUGAGGUCAUUGUCACAAAGGUUACCUGAGGUCAAUGAAGGUCAUGAAAGUUCAUCUGAAAAUCUUUGAUUGCCAAAAGGUAUAUUUACGGUCAAUGAUGUUCAUGACAUCUCAUCUGAGGUCAUUGUAACAAAGGUAAUUGAUUAUGAUGUACAUGUUGAUAUGCCUGACUCUCGGUUAUAACAGCUGUAUAUAUAUUUAUAUAUAUAGCUUUAAUGCUUUUUGUCCCAACUGAUACUUUGUAUAUAUAAAUGUAUGUGAAAUAUUUUUCCUGAUGUUAUUGUUCUGUAUAAAAUCUAGGUAAGGUUUGCUACACUACCAGAAUGAACAAAGAAGACUUUAUCAUGAAAUGGCUCACAGUUUACUUGUCUAUAUGCUAAAGUAUACAGGUUUUUCUGUCCCUUCCUUCCCUUUCUCAGCCCUAUGUUUUACUGACUCUAAGGUUCAUACUGUGUUACAUAUCUACAUUUUACAACAAUGUGAAGUAAGUUUUUCCAACAUGAUUAUAUCACUCUUGUUAGUUGGCUAGAUAUCUUAUGAAAACUUGCAUGGUUGGGCAGGUGACCCUUACCUGUUCAUGUCCGUUCUGGAAAUCGAACCCUUGAUGUCGAGGUGCACCGCCCGAUCACACACUGUAUCAUUACGAUUGUCUUUAUAUCCGUUCCUGGCUUUAUCAUACUUAAUGAUAAUAAGGCCAUGUCUAGUAAUAAGUCCACCCUUAUCUAUUGAUGUUCUGUAGAAUUACCAACUAAUGCUGUAUUUAAUUGUCUGAAAUAAUAUUAUUAUUAUUAUUAUCAUUACAUUCUUACCGGCCGGUCAACACAUGAAAUGGCAUUAGGGCCAUCAAACGGUAAAACACAGCGAUCCAAAAGGAAAUAACAUUAAACAAUUUAAAAGGUAAAAGACAAAUGUUAAAAAUCUAAAAUCAUCACAAAAUAUUAAAAUGGUUAGUCAAAGUCUGUAGUACAGACCAACAUCUUUCAGAUGACCUAGAAUUUUAUAGAUUUCAGCAGUUUCAAAAAUGGUCUUAAGACUUGUAACAUUACGAUAAAAAUUUCUCGAGUCGACAGAAGGUCAAUGCAGUCUAAUAAAAACAGUGAAUGACACAUCGCAUCCUAUGCACCGAGGGUUAUCUUCGCCUUUCAACAUUAUAAGCCUGCCCAUGACUUUUUGUAUGCUUAAUACCAUUCAUUAAUGCUGAUAAAAAUGGUGGUUCCUGGGUAUGCUAGUGUUUUCAAACAUAUAUCUAGAAUAUUUACUUCGGUCAAAUAUUGAUGAAUUCAUCAAAUAUUUCAUUAAAUAUUUUAAAAAAUUAUAUGCACUCUCAUGAAGCUAGAAUUGAAUACAUUUUCAGAUAUUGCAAGCAAUUAAUUUUUUUCCAACUGGAUGUGAUACCUGGAAAUCUAUUCAGUAUAUAUAUAUAUAUAUAGUUACCAACCUAAGAAAAUAUUUCAUAAAAUUCAUAAACCAUCAUUUUAUCUGUUGACGUAAAAUUCCAAAAUAUUUUCCUGAAUAAUAUCCUGAAGAUUUCGGAUUAUAGAAAUACUUGUGACCUUUGUAAUGUUUAGUGUUUUAUAGCCGUACAAAAGGUUUCCUAGCAUUCCAUCUGUUGUAUUCAGUUAUAGUGUGUUCCGCCAGGGAUAGCUCAGUUGUUGGGAACGUUAGCUUACAUACAAUCCGUGUUCCCUAGUUCAAUGCUCCAGACCCGUGGCGGUUUGUAUUUCUCCGGAAACUGAGAAACGUACCGGUCUGUGUUGAAGUGAUUAUGUCUUUGGACAAGACACUUAACCCUAACUGCUCUGCAUGACAUGUGUCAAGUCUCCUGUAUGUUGUUCAGUGAGGUAGCCACCGUCUACUACAAUGAGACCCUGCCUGACACAGGUUGUUCACAGGGUGAUAAAACCCAGCAAACAAACCAUUGUGUAAUUCUACACGGGUUAAAAUGCUGAAAAUAUUCCAAAUGUUUUAUUUGAUGUUUUGACUGCCAUGUUUUUAGUUAUCUUUAUAACUGUCUCAUACAUUAUUGUGAUUGAUAUUAAUAUUUUAUAUAAUAUUAAGUUUUCAUUAUGGUUAGUCUAUCCCUGUAACUUAGUAAUUAGAAAUGUAUGUUAUGUACAAAACAAAAGUAAGACAGCUACGGUACAGCAUUAAUUUUUGUUUUUUUUUGGGGGGGAUGUUUCAUUCAGAAUUAAUGUGUAUGUACUGGUUUAGGCGUAAACAACAGUAAGACAGCUAGGAUACAGUAAAGCAUUAUUUUGUUUUU